Molecule: messenger RNA, 2155 nt
Organism: Neocloeon triangulifer
Lineage: Eukaryota; Metazoa; Arthropoda; Insecta; Ephemeroptera; Baetidae
Gene: Cog8
Product: conserved oligomeric Golgi complex subunit 8
Exons: 8
Coding region: 148-2079 (643 amino acids)
Biological process (GO): intra-Golgi vesicle-mediated transport
Cellular component (GO): COG complex
Source: RefSeq, a predicted model, not a curated record
UUUGACAAAGUCUACACUGCCCUGUUGAAAGUUCCUUUUGGAAAUACUGUGUCGUACAAGGAAUUGGCGACACUUGCAGGAAGCCCAAUCCUACCGACAACAUCAUCAGCAGCUGAGCGGCCGAGAAGAUAGCCAAAAAGUCUGAAAAUGGAAGAGGAAGCUGAUAAUUUUAUUAAUAUUAUCUUUCCUGACGGUGUUCCAGGUCACCUGCAGGAAAGUGCCGAGUUCCCAGCAUACCUGACAAAAUUAGGAACUUUACGAGUUGAAGAAUUGAGUAAAGAGCCUGACCGUCUGGCAGACGAGGAAGCCUCUGUUUUAGAGCAGACGCAAGAACUAGCCUUUGCAAACUACAAAACUUUUAUCCAAACGGCAGAAUGCUCGAGAGCAAUAUUUCAGCAGUUCAAGAAAACCGAAGGACACUUGGAAGAUUUAUUAGGACGAGUUCCACAAUUUACGGAGCAAUGCCAGGACUUCAGCCGUUCCUCGUCAACGUUGGAAUCAAAGCGCCGCCUUUGCACACUUACGUUGUCGAGAAGCACUCAAAUUCUCGAGUUGUUGGAAAUUCCUCAGCUGAUGACCAUGUGUGUGAAUGGCGGACACUAUGAAGAGGCGCUUCAGCUAGCAGCCUUUGUUCGGAGGCUUGAGAGAAGGCACAAUUCCAUUCCGGCUAUCACUAGUAUUGUCAAGGACACACAGAUUGCCUGGCAAGCCAUGCUGCAUCAACUGCUGUCACAACUUCGGUCUGACUUGCCGUUGCCCAAGUGCCUAUUAGUGGUAGGACUGCUGCGCCGGAUGGAGGUGUUUUCCGAGGCAGAGUUGCGGCUCAAGUUCCUUCAAGCAAGAGACUCUUGGUUGUGUUCCCAGCUAGAGAGCGUCCCUAAGGACAGAGACCACCUGUCAAGGACGGUUGAACUUUCCAGGCAGCACCUGUUUGCCAUCUCCACACAGUACAGGGCUGCUUUCAGUGACGACCCGACCAGAGCCACAAAUAACGAAGCAGCUAUUUUCCACGGGUGGCUCACCCAAAAGGUUUCUCAAUUUGUGACAACCUUGGAAGCAGAUCUGUAUCAGAUUGAGGAAUCUGAGUCGUUGGACUCCGUAUUAAGUCAGUGCAUGUAUUUUGGUCUGUCUUUGGCAAGAGUCGGAGCUGAUUUCAGAGGGAUCAUGGCACCAGUUUUCACAAAAACCAUCAGGCACAAUUUUGAAUGCACCAUCAAGAAAGCCACCAAAGAAUUUGAGAGUCAGAUUGAAAAAAUGAACUUUGACAAAUUCAGCUCAAGUUCGUUGAACCCUCCAGCGUCGCCAAACUCGAUGCACCCACCAGUGAGCUUGCUGCAAUUCACGCCGUUGGCCCUCUUCUGCAAUGCCAUUUUGAGUGCCUGCAACACACUUCGGCUGAAUGCACCACUCGCUUUGGCAGCACCGAUCACAACCCUCGUCCAAAAUGUUUUGCUGGCCGCCUCAAAAGCAAUUUUGGCUCGGUACCGACAAGAAGAAUUAGCAUUUUCAAGCGUAGAGCAACAAGGAGUGCAGAGGUUAUGCACUUGCUUUGCGGACGACUUUGUGCCUCACAUCCAGAGAUGCCUGCAAAGUUUAUACCCAGUAUCUGUUUUGGCGACACAUUUAGGCCUAUCGCCACAACAAAUUCAACGAGACGGCAUAGGAUUCUUGAAUAAGGCUGAAAUUGUGGAACCCAUUAAGCAUUUACUACCUGUCAAUAUAGAACCUUUGAGUUUGGUCCAACAAGGACAGCCGAAGUUAAAUAAAGAAACCCUUAAGGAGGAUGAACCUUUGCAAAACUUGGUUAGCUAUGAGCCACUUGCUGAUGAGCCUGAAGGUUGUGAGGAAAGUAAUGUGACAGAAAAUCAAGAUUUGUUGAGCGGCAGUUCAGUGGGGGUUGUAACAAGUGAUGUUCCAUUGGUGCCUGUGAAAAUCGAACAGUCGACGGAAGACGAAAUAAUGACCACUUCAAAUGAGUCGUUUGACAUGUGCAACUCGAGAGUGGAAGAGUUAAAUUCUAAAGCCACAGUUUUUGAUGGUUUGAAUGAAGAUAAACACAAUUCUGAUUUGCAGCAAUAAGUUAUUGUUUACUGUGCUUUUGAAAGUUUUACCAAUAAAGUCAUUUUAGAGUUGUUAGACAAAAAUUAUGCUUCAC